Betta splendens (Siamese fighting fish) is the source of this 4568-nucleotide messenger RNA. RefSeq names its product SUMO specific peptidase 7 (gene senp7). Gene Ontology annotation, molecular function: SUMO-specific endopeptidase activity. Bases 202 to 3372 code for a protein of 1056 amino acids. NCBI's taxonomy places the organism in Eukaryota, Metazoa, Chordata, Actinopteri, Anabantiformes, Osphronemidae. The record is from RefSeq and is a predicted model, not a curated record. Gene Ontology annotation, cellular component: cytoplasm; nucleus. Gene Ontology annotation, biological process: protein desumoylation. The transcript is spliced from 23 exons.
UUUUCAGUAAUUAUUUUCUGGCGUCCACUUCCGGUGGACACCGGAUGUUACAAGAAAUUACUGACGGCCCUGUUUGCAGGUUCCUACAAAGCAAGAUGUGGUGCAAGUUGAUGGUGGAGGCGUUUGCGCUGAGAGAUUGACCUGACAGGGCUUGUGACAGCCAAACCCCUGCUAUAGCUGUGCCUUACCAAACUGAAGACCAUGAUGGAGCGAAGAAGAGCCUUAAUUCUUCCGUUUACUGUAGACAAGGAUAAAUUGAUGGAAAACCCACUCAUAAUCCCCAAAGCAUGUAUUUCACCAGAGUGUGGGAAGUUAGAAAGACAGGUGUCCUGGACAGCAAUUGCAGGUUGCAAAGUCAAACAAAAUGACACACCGCCUAAAAAGCGUUCUGUGCUUUUGGGCCACAAUGGUGCAACGGUGGUCACUCUGGAAAUGGCCAGGAGGAAGCCCUGUCUGAUCCUAACAGAUGUCCUAAAGACAGAGCAGGGCAAGACUUACUUGGAGAGGAUAAAACUGAGGCAAACACCGACAAACAGGAGAAGAGUGACGAGUACAAGGAGAGAAAGUGGCCGGCCCAAAGAGGAACCUCUGAUCAGCAGAGAGAUGAGGUCUAAGAAUGACCUGGAGCAUAGUGAACCUAAGAAUGACCCUAAACACAACCAGAAGACCACCCCCUUGCCUUCCCCAAGACGAACCAGGAAAAAGUUACAGAUGGUCGAUGAUGCAGACAAGGAGGAAAUUGAGACGAUAACAGUAGGCAAGGAGUCGGAAGAAGACAGCAAAGUCGCUGAGGUUGUAGAUUGCGGGUUAUCAGUAAGCUGGGAACAUGCAGAGGAUAUAAAAGGUUGUGAGGUUGUGCCAUCGCCAGAAACCAUAGAUUCUGCAAAAGACGUACAACACAAUUUGAAGCGGAAGCGGAAGGAUUCAGAUGUCCAGUGCAAUGGAACAGGAAGCCCCAAACGCAACCGUGGGAGUGUGCUUCGCCUCAGUGGAGAAGGUGGGAGAAACGAAGGGGCAUUCCCUGCACACGUUUGUGUGGAAGAUGGUGACGGCAACGAUGGUGGCGACAACAGAUAUUUGGAGAACGGGGACCGCAGCAUUGUACAGUUCACUGUGGGCGAAGAUGCCAGGACAGAAAUCGUAAUCCCAAUGAUCAGCCAAACUUUAGAGGCUGGAGACAACACUAGCAGUCCCCGGAGAAGUUUAUCGCAUAAACAGGAUAGCACCACCAACACCAGCCCCCCUGAACCAAUCGUGCUUUCCAGUGACGAUGAGGAGAGUGGUGCCAUUCCUGAGUACUGCAGCUCAGAGGUCCACACACUGACGCUGACGCUGGAAGACACUGAAUUACAGGGACAGGCCUCUCGGGAAUGUGUGGCCGAGCAGCCAGAAGCUACCGACAUGCAAGACAUGAAGGUGCUGCAUAUCGUUAUACAUGACCUCCCUGCCUCCCCUGCCCCCAUCGAUAGCGACUAUUUCAUGGGCAUCGCCUUCUCCAGCCUGCACUGUGGCGCUUACCGAGGCAAAGCCAAAGGCCAAAUCAUGAUUGGAGACGAAAAAAUCAGCAUCCCACUAAAAGACAUUACUGGCUGUGCGGAGGGAACAUUAAGCUUUGCGCGCAAAGAGCUGAGGCGCUACAGUGUUUGGGAGCAGGAGGAAAUGGAGGCCCAGCAGCUUCACUUCAGGGGAGACGAGGAGCCUUCCCCCGCUGCUAUUCUGCUGCUUUAUGUGUCCGAAAAUGCUGCCGCCACUAUACAGCAAGACCUCUACAAGCUGUGCACCAACCAAGACGAACCCAUACACACAGGCAAGGCGAGCCCCUUCAUCUUGCUGAGUCUGAAGGAUCCUCUGGAGGGAAUGGAGGGAGCUUUAUUUCGCUCGCUACUGGACAUUGACUGUCUCAACAGUGCAUCACCUGAACCUUUCAUUCCCCAUUUAAACCAUUGGGGAGAUGUCAGCAAUCCUGUUCUUAGCCUUGACGAGAGCAUAGAUCUCAUUAGAAGAACCGGACUGGACACUAGCCUGUUGUCUUUGCUGGGUCUGGAUGUGUGCGACCCUGGACACAACAAAGAUCAGGAAGAACCAAAUGUAUUUGAAAUGGACAAAAUCGACAUUGCACAAACAGAAAUAGAAAUUGAGCCACAUGAGGCGACGGCACCAGAGCUGGAGAUCGCGCCACAACCGGACACUAUUGCUAAACUCGAUCCAGAUGAAGAUGAGACUGAAGAGGAGCAGGAACAUCCCUCUGAGCAGAAGAAAAAGGAGGAGCCCACCAAUGUGUACACGUUGUGCCAUCGAAGAACCAAAGGAUGCUACCACGUGUCUCUGUGUAAACCCGGUUCCAACUGGACUAAGUUUAAACAUCAGGGACUGACGCGCAGGCUGAUUCAGUUUCCUCCUCCACCACUAAAAGGAGGCAUAACCGUAACAAUGGAGGACCUGCAGUGCCUUGACAGCGGGCAGUUCCUUAAUGAUGUUAUCAUUGAUUUUUAUCUUAAAUACCUCCUGCAGAACGCCUCGGCUGCUGUGGCCAAGCGAUCCCACAUAUUCAGCAGCUUCUUCUACAAGCAGCUGACACGAAGGGACAAUGCCAGCGAAGGAACCACGAGUGACUCUUGUCAGAGGCAGAGGCGACACCAACGGGUGAAGACUUGGACUCGCCACGUGGACAUCUUCGAUAAGGACUUUCUGUUUGUGCCCGUCAAUCAGGAGGCUCACUGGUAUUUAGUCGUCAUUUGCUUCCCUGGGCUGACUGAGCCAAAGGUGGAGGCCUGGACUAGCCCAGAUUCACAGGGAGAGAAGUGUGAUGGUGGAGCAGGAGGGCUAGCGGAUCAAGACGAGGCCCACGGAUCAAAAAGCCCUAGUGGUAACUCAGAGAUGCAGAUUUCAUUAGACCACAGCGAUGGUAUGGACACCCAGACAGAAAAUCCUCUAGAAGAAUCUUCCAAAGACCCACCACCUGGUCAAGUAAACUGUACAGAGAAGACCUGCCAGAGAAAAGCUGUUUGCAAAAGGCCGUGCAUUCUCAUCAUGGAUUCCCUCAAGCUUUCUCUCCACGAGCGAGUCGUUAAACUGCUGUGGGAGUAUUUGCAGUCCGAAUGGGAGGUGCGCCGAGGCUCAUCGCGGGAGUUUGGUCCUGAUCAGAUGAGAAGCUCUCACUGCCUAGUUCCCCUUCAGGACAACACCAGCGACUGCGGCCUCUACCUGCUGCAAUAUGUCGAGAGCUUUUUGGAGGACCCUGUGGUGCACUUUGACCUCCCUCUGCAUCUAGAACGAUGGUUUCCGCGGCAGAAGGUUCGCCGGAAACGCGACAAAAUCAGAGAUCUGGUGCUGAACCUUUACAGACAUCAGAACCUGCACGAAGACGAAUAGAGGCCUCUGCUGCUCAGUUCAUCACGUUCCUGCAGAAAUUAUCACUGCUCAUACUGAGCAACAGACAUUGUGAACUGAAAAGUUUUUAUUUUAUUUGAUUAGUUUUUGUUGUUUUGUGCAUUAACUUGAACAAACCUUGUGAACCAUUGACUGUCCGUGGGUUCUCUGAAGGAAUGUGACGGCAUCAUUAAUUUUAAAACAAUUAACUUCUAUAAAGCCCGCCACAGUUUUCUGAGACAGGUUCAGGUUCAUUGUUCACACCAAGACCCUUCAUUGUUUUAUUUGUAAUACAAUAGAUUUUAUCAAAGGACUUUACAUUUCUAGGUGGAGUCGUAUAAUAUUAUUCAUAUGUGCAACAGUACAUUUCCUUACCACGUCUUGGUUUUCCCCCUUUUUAUUUUUUACUAGAUAAGAGCCCAGACAGAGUUUAAAAAACAUGCUAAUCUUCUUGUUUAUAGAUUUUAAGCAUUUCAUUUUAAAUAUGUCUAUGCUAGAAGCUAAAACGACCGACCUCUGAUGUUUGGUUCAUCGUUAGAUAAGUUAUUUGGUCACUCGGUGCCUAACUUACAGUCGUCCUUUUAGCUUCCCAGUGGGAAACGGGAAGCCAGGCAGUUUCUCGUCUGCUCUUUUCAGCACAGCUAAACUGUUUAUACCUCUGUGGAUUUGUUUUUCUGGCUUCAUCAUACACUGUAAACCACUAUUGGAACGCUGCUGCUGUUCUUGAUGUUUGCAUAAAAUACAUGUUCGAAGAACAUUCGAAGAUGUCAAAUCAGUGAUUUAGAACAGUGAGAUUACAGAAAUUAUAUUGAGGAAUUGAUAAGAAUAUUAGUACAUAUUAGGAAAAUCUAAACGUUCAGGAGUGUCCAGACAUUUGCAUGUGUAACAGCGUUCUCUCAAAGGUGAACACGCAUUAAGUCCAUCAUUUCUGCUGCCUACAUUCUUCUCGUGGGACUGUUCUUAUAGGUUCCUCAGUUCUUGUUCCAGCUUCUCCUUUUAGCAGUUUGACCAUUUUUAUACAUUAUGUUGGAUGAAUGACACAAGCUGAUUCCAAACUGGGCUUGGUGUCAGUAGUUUAUUAAAAUUCUAGACCAAACUGUUACUUCGCUGUUUAUUCUGCUUUGAUUUUUGAUCGUUCUGAGUGUGACAUCUGACAUGUUUCUGAAUGUCUGCAAUACAAUGAGUUGAUGCCUUUUGAA